Molecule: messenger RNA, 939 nt
Organism: Penicillium cataractarum
Lineage: Eukaryota; Fungi; Ascomycota; Eurotiomycetes; Eurotiales; Aspergillaceae
Exons: 1
Coding region: 1-939 (312 amino acids)
Biological process (GO): protein phosphorylation
Cellular component (GO): plasma membrane
Molecular function (GO): protein kinase activity; ATP binding
Source: RefSeq, a predicted model, not a curated record
AUGUCUUCGCCCUUUCUGAAUAUCCAAGGCGAUCCUAUUCCUCCGGAGCAGGUUCUCGGAAGCGGAGCCUCUGCAGUGGUUUUGCUUCAAAAUAACGUUGCUGUCAAAACACCGUUACGAUAUCUUUGGAGCUCAGAUUUUGAUGUCAGAGCGAACACCGAAAGCCUAAGACGCGAGCAAUCUAUAUAUAGUCGCUUGCAAUGCCCUGAAGAUGAACGUUCAGACGGUGUUGUCCGUUGUAUUGGGUUUUCGGCCGAAGCUACACAGCUUGCUUAUAUGGUCAACGGGGACCUUCGUACCUAUCUGGCAGAGCGCCGCCCUUCAUACCAGCUCCAACUCACAUGGUUUCGCGAGAUGGCUCGCACACUUAGUUAUAUCCAUGACAGGCGCGUGCUUGUCGCAGACAUCGCCAGCCGAAAUUUUCUCCUGGAUUCGGAUUUAUCCCUCAAACUCUGCGAUUUUUCAGAAGCCUCUCUCUUUCCGUUGGACUCAAAUAUGGAUGCCGUGGAUGAUAACGGAUUCACAACCCAAAUCGAUAUUGGCCUCCUUGGAGCGGUCAUGUAUGAGAUUGUGACGGGCAAUAAGUGCGAAGUCGACCUCUUCAAAGAUAAUUCUCUAACCGAUGGACGAGCUUAUUGGCCGGAAAGAAAGUCUCUUCCAAUUACAGAAGAUAUCUGGCUUGGUGGGGUCAUUGAAGGUUGCUGGGAUGGAAAAUUCCGCAGCGCUCACAGUCUUCUACAAGCAUUAAAUGUCGUCGCUCUACCCUCUCCGUCUCCUGCCACUCGGCCCCGCAUCGCUCACCUCGUGGUCUAUAUCAGGGACAUCAUGAGUGGUCGGCCAAUUUUAACCAUUGUUAGCGGCCUGGGCUUGGUAGCAGUUGCUCUGGUUGUUGGGAGAAAAGCAUUCUUGACGUCACGGGAUUUUUGUCGUUCUUUUUGA